Molecule: messenger RNA, 4395 nt
Organism: Dufourea novaeangliae
Lineage: Eukaryota; Metazoa; Arthropoda; Insecta; Hymenoptera; Halictidae
Gene: MBD-R2
Exons: 15
Coding region: 202-4335 (1377 amino acids)
Biological process (GO): regulation of transcription by RNA polymerase II
Cellular component (GO): NSL complex
Molecular function (GO): DNA binding
Source: RefSeq, a predicted model, not a curated record
UGCUAGUGAUUCCAGUGGUCACCAGUGGUCUUGCGAACGUUACGGGUUGACUAAGUAUUCGAGUUUCUUCCGAGUGAGAAGAGUGCCCGUGUCAAGGCGAUCGAGCACAUAAUUGCUCGUGUUGCAGGCAGAAUUUACUCUUACGACCAGUAGCUCGGCAAAUGUUUUCUUGCGAUACGUUGCUAUGUAGUACCGGUGCAAAUGAAGCGGCGGCGUAUAACGCGGUCGCGUGGUAAAGGAAUACCGCCUGUGGGGACGAUGAGAAUGGCGCGCAAAUGUUGCGUGCGUAGCUGUGAAGCCGAUGUACAAGAGGCGCGUGCUAAAGGAUUGCCGCUUCACAAAUUUCCGAAGGACAUCGGUUUGAGAAGCAGGUGGUUGACCAGUGGUGGAUUCGAAGCGAGUUUUAAACCUUCGCCGGGUCAAGUUGUCUGUCACAGACAUUUUAAACGGGCUGAUUACGAAGCCGCCAAGGGGCAGAAGUUACUUCUACGUAAAGGCAGUGUUCCAUCGGUUUUCGCAGAUUAUGAUAAUCAUCCAGAUCCUGUCAUUAUGUCUGUGAAAUCAUCAACUUCUUAUGCGCAGGAGGAUUUGGAUCUCAUUAACUCUGAAAUUUUAAAUUUAGAGCAAUCCAUUUCACCAUCAUUAUCUGAAGCAAGAACACCAAAAUCAGACAGCUGCGGAGAAACAUGUUCAUCGCGACCAGAAUCAUCAGCUGACUCGCUUAAUAUGAUAGAUUCAAUAGAAUUAGUUGAUAAUGGAUGUAAAGCUUUAUCUACGAAAUGUGAAACUAUUCAUUCUGUAAAACAACAGAUUAGUGAAAAUUUAGAAAUGGAAGUAAAUACUAUGGCUGCACAAUUAGGAAUUGUAGAAUCUGAUAUGGCAAUAAAAAAUAUACAAAAAGAUCUGAUUAUUAAAGAAGAACUGAAAAAUAUUAAAAUAGAAGAUGAUAAAGCAUUUGACAAACCAGAAGAGCUAAAAACAAAGGUUUUGAAUCGAGAUGGAUUGAAAUUUUUUCCUGGAGCCAAAUUAGAAGCGAAAGAUUUUAAUGAAAAAUGGUAUUCUGCUAAAGUUGUUGAAACUGAUUGGGAAGAACGAGAAGUCUUAAUACAUUUUGACAAAUGGAGUUCAAGAUUUGAUGAAUGGAUACCUAUGGAUAGCUCUAGAUUACGUGUGUUACAAACACAGUCAGACGAACAAACUUGGGACCCAUCAUCUCCGGAAACAAAAAUGAAAGACUUUUCAGUUGGAGAAAGGAUACUUGCUACAUGGGCUGAUGGGAGAAAAUAUCCAGCCAAAGUAAAAGCAGUGUUAGGAAAUGAUAGGUACGAUGUACUCUUCGAUGAUGGAUACGCAAAAACCGUUAAAUCAUCAAAAAUGACAAAAAUCGCUACAACAUCCACAAAGCAACCUGCUCAAAGCGAAGAAUACAUAGGAAGUAAACAAGAAAGAAGGGAUAAGAAACGAAAACAUAUAGUGAUGGAGUUAUUUCAUACACAUUCUAGAAAACGAUCAAAGAAUGAAACAGAUAAAUUAUCAAAAAAGGAGGGGACUUCAAUGAAUGAAAGUGGUGAUAGCUUGUUUGAAAAUAAAAUAGAUUUGGAUGGUACAUUGUUUGGACCAUGUUAUGAUCCAGGUACAGAUUUAUUACGAGGAUUUGACACUAAUGUAUCAAAAGCAAAACCAUAUGCAAAGAAAAACAAGAAAGAAAUUUUUAAACAUGAUGCUGAUCAAGAGGAAGAUGUAGGACCCGAAUGGGUAGAUGGUGAACCUCAGGGUACUGAAUCGUACAUCGUAGAUGGAAAUGAUGGACCACGUCGUUCAAUAAUUGUCGCAGAUAGACGAUUACCACCAGGUUGGCAAAAACACUUCACUCAAAGAAAAGCAGGUACAUCUGCUGGAAAAUGGGAUGUCUUGUUUCUUCAUAAAUCAACUGGAAAGAAAUUUAGAUCAAAAAAUGAUAUCAGAGCGUUUAUGGAAAAUCAAGGACAGUUUGAUUUUGAUCCAGAUAAAUUUGAUUUUUGUAUUCACCGGAAAAAGAAAAACCAUGGGCAGAAAGUAAAGCAAGAUGUUGUCACUGAAAUGCCAAAAAAGAUUAAAACACUGUUACCUAAAACAAAGACAACACCAGUAAUAGACUCAUUACUUACACCUACAAGUACACCAGUUACAACUUUAGUUUCUACACCAACACCAUCUAUUCCUGACGGUGCUGUCUUUAUUGGGGGACUUCGUGUAGAAAUGGAGGAUAGUGCUUACAAGUGUCCAAAACAAGGGUGCAACAAAACAUUCAGAAAAGAAAAUCUUUUGCAAAUGCACAUUAAACAUUAUCAUCCAGAGUAUUCAAAAUUUUUGGGAUCUACACCAAAUGUUGCAGACCUAGCGUAUGCAAGAACAAUUGGAGAAUCUAUUGAAGAUAUUAUUCCUAGAAAAUCUAAUAAUUUAUUAGAAAAAUAUAAUAAAUUAGGAAAGAAAAAGUCUGUUCAAGAUAAACCGUUAUAUGUAAUGUCUCCAUCAAUAAUAAAUUCUGUUCAACCCAUAUCACCAACACUGGUUAUGCCUACAACUUUAGAAGUAGAGGACGAGGUUGAUCAAAUGGAACAGUGUAAUGAAGUACAAGCAGAUGUUAAAAUUGAGAGAAUGUCGCCAGUUUCUAGUCAUAGCGUAGAUAUGGAUGACGAAAUUCAGAAGAAACGAGAAGAAUCAUGUGCAAUGUCACCAGGAACAUUAUUUGAUCUGAAAGUCAGAGAAGAAAGAACAUCAACUGGUAUCAAGACUCUCCUUCCAGUAAGACCCACUACGUCAUCAGAAACACAGAGAAUCGAUAGAUCAAAAUCUUUAGAUGAAAGUAUUCAUAUUGAUAGGAUGAAAGGUCAAAGGAAACGACAGUUAUCGGAAUAUAGUUCUGAUGUUCCAAGUAGGGGUAAAAGACGACCCGGUAUUCAAGAGAUUACAGAUGAAUACGGCGACUUAGAUGAAAGUGCUAUGGACACGGAAGGUCCGCCUACACUCAUGUAUAGGUAUAGUCGUCGAAAAUCAGAUUCAAGAAGUGACGAGAACAGUCAGAGUAGUCAACUUAAUGAUUCUCGUCUUGAAAAGGCUGAAUCCUUAAAAGGGGAUAUUACUAAAAGAGAUACAAAUAAUGAUGGGGAAGAAAAUGAAGGAGUUAUGAUGAUGAUUAACGGUGAAAUGAUAAAGGUGGAACAACUUCGCAGAGAAGAAAUAAUAAAUUGCACCUGUGGGUUUAUGGAAGAAGAUGGCUUAAUGAUACAAUGCGACCUGUGUUUAUGCUGGCAACAUGGUCACUGUAAUGCAAUAGAAAAGGAAAAGGAUGUGCCUGAGAAAUAUAUCUGUUAUAUUUGUCAGAAUCCAUAUCGACAACGAGCAUCAAAGAAAUAUUUCCAUGAUCAAGAUUGGAUAAAAGAGGGAAAACUGCCAACAUUGCCUAAUCGAACAAAAAAUCAAUAUGCACUUAAUCAAAGGACAGCCAUGUUGAAACGUUCUUAUGAUUUAAUUGCUGCUCUUUUGCAGAUACAACAAGUGUUACAUAGUUUAAGAAUAAAAAUGAAUGUAGCUCAAAAAAAGGAUCAUCCAAAGCUAUAUCUGUGGGCGAAGAAUUGGGAAAAGAUAGAAAUAGAAAAACCGGACAUUACGCCAGUACCAAUUAUAGAAGUCACAAAAGCAGUGAAAGAUCCUGGAGACACUGUAAUUGAUGUAUCGCGACGUAUUGAAGUCAAGACAGAAACUAAAUUUACUUUAAAAGAGGAUCAUGAUGAAAAAUCAAUAGCUUCGGAUUCGGAAUUGAUGAAAAUUUUGGAAGAAGAUAAUACGACUGCAGACGAAACUAAAGGUGUUUAUAAAAAGGAAGAUUUGACAAACCAAAAUAAGAGUCAUAUUCUUCUCCAUGCACUUACAAAAAAUACUGCUACGGAAGGAAAGUAUAAGCCUUCAACAGUUUCAGACGUAAAAACAGCUACAGAUUUACUGUCGAAUCAAACGGCUGAAAAUGAUAUAUCUGCGUCAACAUUAUCAGAGAAUGAAAUGCGCGAAGAACCAAAUGAACACGAAAUAUCAACACCAUUGCAACCAUUUAUACCACAACCAGAAGCACCGAUAGAUCCAGGAGAAUGUCGAAUGCGAUUACUAGAACAUAUUGAACAUUUUCAAAAUCAUAUAGAUGCAAGAUUAACAUCUAUUGAGGCACAAGUUUGUGCUUUAGAAGCCCUGGAUCCGGAAGAUCUUGUACCUAGUCAAGACAUUCAGCCUCGAACUAAACAAACGAUACAAAUGCUUCUUCGAGAUUUGAACACAGUACGAAAAUUAGCAGCUUUGUGUUAGAUAAGAAUUCUUCUACACAAAUUUCUUCAUAAGUUACAUCAUAAAAAACACUAUUUUUUA